This is a messenger RNA of Dromaius novaehollandiae (emu), 4145 nucleotides long. It is a transcript of the gene SAMHD1, whose product is annotated as SAM and HD domain containing deoxynucleoside triphosphate triphosphohydrolase 1. Gene Ontology annotation, molecular function: dGTPase activity. Gene Ontology annotation, cellular component: nucleus. Gene Ontology annotation, biological process: regulation of innate immune response; defense response to virus; dGTP catabolic process. The transcript has 16 exons. Bases 563 to 2110 code for a protein of 515 amino acids. NCBI's taxonomy places the organism in Eukaryota, Metazoa, Chordata, Aves, Casuariiformes, Dromaiidae. The record is from RefSeq and is a predicted model, not a curated record.
AGAGCAAGAAGGAUGGGCUCAUGCAGGUGGUCCUCCUCUUGACUUUGAUUUUAGCAGCUUUCAGCUACUCAGUGGAUACAGUGCUUGUUCAGGAACUACCUGAGGUAGCUAAAGAUUAAAAGUGACUGUCCAUGAACAGCAGAGAUGGCAACCCAAGAGCUCUCAUGUUGGGGUCAGGGAUACUAAUUUUUAACAACAAAAACUGGUCUCCAGCAGCUCAGAUAUUAUAUGGAUUUAAUAUUUUAUGGAUUGUAAAUUAUUAAACUGUUUAGGAAAAAUAGGUAGUGCUUUUUUUUUUGGCUAACAGUUGAUAUUUUAUAGUAUUAAUUUCUAUUAAAGUUUAAAUUCAGAGACUGGUGCAAAGCUGAUCUCGGAGGCUGAGUAGCUGGUGUAAAUAGAGUCAAAGUUAGCAAAUUGUACUUGCUCCUGGUACAGUGUUUGCUGUUGUAUUGUUGGACUGAAACCAUUUCGCUUGAGGACAGAGCUUGCAGAUAGUUAAUAAAACCUCCCAUCUGAGAGAUUGAAAGUGCUCGCCUGCCUGAACAAACUGAGACAGCAGCACAUGGACAUAAUGAAGGUUUUUAAUGAUCCAAUUCAUGGACACAUUGAAAUACAUCCUCUUCUUGUUCGCAUCAUUGACACUCCUCAGUUUCAGCGCCUCCGGUACAUUAAGCAGCUGGGUGGCACUUACUUUGUUUUUCCAGGAGCUUCUCACAACCGCUUUGAACACUCUUUAGGGGUAGGCUAUCUAGCAGGAUGUCUGGUUCGUGCGCUGAAGGAAAGACAACCAGAACUGGAUAUAACCCAGCGAGACAUCCUCUGUGUUGAGAUUGCUGGGCUUUGUCAUGAUUUGGGUCAUGGGCCAUUUUCACACAUGUUUGAUGGAAGAUUUAUCCCACUCGUUCGUCCAGAUUUGAAGUGGAAGCAUGAAACCGCUUCCGUUGUAAUGUUUGAACACCUGAUCACUUCCAAUAAAUUAGAAAAAGUCAUGGAAUCUUACGGUCUUGUCCUGGAAGAAGAUAUGAACUUUAUCAGGGAACAAAUAGGAGGGCCUAUAGAUGAAACCACUUGUGAGAAAUCGUGGCCUUAUGUUGGUCGACAAAAGGAGAAAAGUUUCCUUUAUGAGAUAGUAGCCAACAAAAAAAAUGGCAUUGAUGUUGACAAAUGGGAUUAUUUUGCAAGGGAUUGCCAUCACCUAGGAAUCCAGAAUAACUUUGAUUAUAAGCGAUUACUUAAAUUCACUCGGGUCUGUCAAGUGAAAAACCAGAAGCACAUCUGUACCCGUGACAAGGAAGUUGGGAAUUUGUAUGAUAUGUUCCACACACGGAAUUGCCUGCACCGGCGAGCGUACCAGCAUAAGGUUGGCAACAUCAUCGAAAUAAUGAUUACAGAAGCCUUUCAAAAAGCAGACAAGUUUUUUAAAAUAGAAGGCUCUAAAGGAACACCCUACAGAAUUUCUACAGCCAUGGAGGAUAUGGAAGCCUACACUAAGCUAACUGAUAAUAUCUUCUUGGAGAUUCUGCACUCAAGUUGUCCAGAACUGGCUGAGGCACGAGAAAUUUUGCAUAAAAUAGAGCGGCGUGAAUUAUACAAGUUUUUAGGAGAGACUCAGCCUGAAAAAGGAAAGGAAAUUGCAAAGGAUGAAUACGAUGGCCUGUCAGAAGAAAUUGCUAAUUCCAAGCCUGAAAAGAAUCCUCCACCUGUGGAGCCAAAGGCUGAAGAUUUCAUAGUUGAUGUUAUCAACAUGGAUUAUGGCAUGAAAGAACAGAACCCCAUUGAUAAUGUUCUCUUCUACUGCAAAGCUGAUCCUACCAAGGCAGUGAAGAUCAGUAGAGAACAGGUCUCGAAGCUUUUACCUGAGACUUUUGAGGAGCAGGUCAUUCGGGUUUAUUGCAAAAAUCAGGAUCCAGAUACUGUUUCAGCUGCAAAACAGUAUUUUGUUCAGUGGUGUAUAAGGAGGGAUUUCACCAAACCACAGGAUGGUGAUGUGGUUGCCCCUCAUCUAACUCCAAUGAAAAAAAGCUGGAAUAAUACACAAGAAGAUGAAUGGGAUGAAUGCAGAACAGCUUCAGAAUCCAUUUGCAAGCAAAGGCUUCCUUUUGAUAAGUAAUACGUUUUCUUUUGCACUAUUCAGUCUCCUUCUUCAGAAGAUGGGUAGUCCUGAGUAGCAAAUUACUUGAAAGCCAAUUUGAUGGACUGUAAAAAAUGUACAGACCAAUGCAGUAAUGCAUUUACAAUACAGCAUACGUACAGUUUGUUUUAAUGUAGACACUUAAACUAAGUGCAUGUUGAGAAUGGACUUUUCAAAAUGUAACAAAUAGCCUGUUGCAGCAGAAAAACCUCAGUUCUCGUUUUUUUGAAUGUAUUGACACUUUGUAGCAAGAGAAACUUAAAAAAAAAAAAAUUGAAAUUCACCAUAAUUACAAGUGCUGAAGACAUAUUACUGCUUCUCCUGAUACUGAUCCAUUCUUAAGGUAAUUGUAAUAUUGCAUGAACUGGUAGAAAAUCUUCAGCUCAGUUCUUUGCAGUACCUGAGGAAGAAAGAAGUAAGUAUGCUUCUUGAAAUAUAGUGAGAUAAUAGCACUUUGAAACAGCCAUAGAUGGCAUCUUCAAGAACAAUAAAAUAUACUUCCUUUAAUAAAAAUAAUAAAAAAAAAAAGUUGGGGGCAGGGGAAGAGAGUUCUUUUUAAUAACCAAAGAUUACUUUUCUGGAAUUCAAAAAGGUGAUGAUGCAGUCCUCUUGCUGUAAAAGUGACCAUGCAAUUUUAUUGAAGUAACAAUGCAUUUCAGCAAUGGCCUUUUAUUGUUUUUAUAGUGUAUUUUUGAUACAUUAAAUGUUAUAUUUUUACUACUACACUGAACAACGAAAACUACCCAAAACUUCCAUUCUUUAGGCACUUGCGGGAAAGCAGAGCUACCUGAAUGUGAGUCAAAGCAUGUGGACAUGUGCAUAAUUGUUAGCUUGGCUAAUUAGUCCCAGAAGGAUGCUGCACACAGCUCUGCUCCUCCUUGCAACCAAAUGCACCUUGUAUCUGCAUUACACUGUACUAGGUAGACAGGCCCUUCGUGAAUUCCUCCAUUCUUGCAUCCUUUCCCUGUUUUGUGACUUUGUGAUUGCUGUUCCUGUGUGUGUGUGCUUUUUUUUCUUUUCCUUUUCUUUUCUUUUCCUCUCCCAUGUAGAAUUAUAAGGGCUCUUACAGUUUGCCUUAUUGGUGAUACUAAUGUGAGUGUUGCUAAGUGACCGUCCAGUUGAAAGAGUAAAGGAGGAAGACCUUUUCCUCUUACCUUUUACUCAGGUCUCAAAUGUUCUUUUUAAAGGCUGCUUUCAUUAAAUAAAACCCAAAUGCUUGAAAAAGCCCACCAUCAAAACUAAAAAUACCAAGCAAAAUGUUCUGUAAUGCUGAGAAGUUGGACUGAAUUUUAGACUUUUAUAACAUCUCUUAAAAAAAUCAAAAAACAAGUUAGCAUUUGGUUUUGGCAGUCAAGCAUUGUUAACUAGGUUAGUUUCUAAAAAUGACACAGUGGGAAGUCAUUAUAAGAGAGAACUUCAUAAAUCUCUUCGUAUCUUAUUACACUUCCUUUGCCCUUUUAUUGCAGCAACUCAUAGCUAUUAGGCAGAGGUAAAGAGAAUGAGUAUUCAACUACUUAUUCAGAUUUAAUUUGAUGAAAUAACCAGAAAUUGUUUUGCAUUCUGCUGACUUCUUAUGAACUUGUGCAUAAGAUGCUGUGCAGCCUCUGCUGUUCAUAUCUUUAAUGGUGUUUCAUACCUACAGGUGUACCAUGUAACUUCUAUUGCAAGGUAUUGUGACCUCUUUAAAAGCUUAGAAAGAACUUUUUAUUAUGCUUCAACAAAUAUCAUAGAAUGAAGGCAUUUAUCUGCCUUAUCUGCAUGAAAUCAAGUAUUUACUUGUUCAGAACAAUGUAGUUUUCUCAUUGUUGCUUGGGUUUGUUUUGAAGCUGUUCUAAAAGGUGCACUUUAUGUUUGGGAAAAGCUUUUUGUUUAUGUUAACCAUGUAUUUCAGAAAUUUGUACAUAAAUGUAUCUGAUGUUAACUUCUGAGAGCAUUUCUUUUUCCCAAACAUGUUAAUCUGAGCCUCUCUGGACUGAAAAUAAAUGUAUAAACAAUGAUUUUAAUAUUCUUUUAA